AUGGACGGUCCACCACCGCCGCCGCCGCCGCAUGGCGAAAAUCCCCAUACGACUGAAGGCGAAUAUCGCAAAUCCUCGGACCUCCCGGAUGGCAAUUACGAUAUUUUCAUCGUCCCACCUCACUCCGCUGGCGCGGGCUUCCUCUACCUUCCGUCGCUGCAGUGCAACCGAAACAGUUUCCUAGCGGGCGUCGCUAGCACACUUCUCGCAUGUUUCGUGUGGUCGUACAUAUCCCCCAUUGUGAAGGCAUGGUACCUAGCCACGGUCGCUAGUGGCAGUGGUACGGGUAUGGCGGUACUUGCAAUUGGGGUGGGUGUCGCUGGAUGGCUUUUUGGCUCGGCUCAGUCUGGCAGCUCGGGAGACAAUAAUGGCGGUGCUCGAGGUGGGAGGUUCGGAUUUGGUGGCUUUGGUGGUGGUUCUGGGGGUUCUAGAGGCCCGGGUGGUCCUAGGAACGCCGGUCCAAACACCAACCAACAGUCGUCUGGUGCUAACUAUGGCGGCAACGGGGCGGGUCAGCAAAGACAGCAGGGAGGAAACUUUGGUGGAGGACAAAACCACGGCAACCAAUAUUCCGGUAAUCAACAUGGCUCUGGUCCUCCUCCAAACUCUGAUAAUAACAAACGUGAAAAGGAGGAGGCUGAAAAGCGCGCCAAAGAAGAGCGAGCUAAGGAGGAGCGGGCUAAGGAGGAGCGGGCUAAGGAAGAACGAGCUCGGGAGCAGCGUGCUAAGGAGGAGCGAGCCAAGGAGGAACGAGCCAAGGAAGAACGAGCUAAGGAGGAACGAGCUCGGGAGCAGCGUGCUAGGGAAGAGCGUGCUCGAGAAGAGCGUGUUAGAGAAGAGCGCGUUAGAGAAGAACGAGCUAAGCAAGAGCGAGCCAGGGAGGAGCGCGCUAAGGAAGAGCGUGCCAAGGAGGAACGUCUCAAGGAGGAGCGCGCUAGAGAGGAGCGGGCUAGGGAACGGGCCAAAGAAGAAGCCGAACGAGAGCGAGCAAGAGAAGAAACGAGGCGCAAAGAGGAGCUACGUCGAAAGAUGGAGGAGUUCAAGCGCAAGCGUGAUGCAGAGGCCAAAGAGAAAGAGAAACAGCGCGAGCGCGAAGCAAUGGAAAAAGAACUACAGGAACGCCGUGAGCAGCUCGAAAAGGAAAUGGCCGCUGCAAGGGCCGCUGCAGAGAAGGAGGCACGCGAUCGACUGGAGAAGGAAGCCGCAGAGGCCCGCGAGAGACAGGCAAAGGCCGAAGCUGAGGUGAAGGCGAAGGCCGAAAGGCUGGAAGCGGAAGCCAAAGAGAAGGCCGCGAAAGAAGCUGCCGAGAAAGAAGCUGCCGCAAAGGCCGCCGCCCAGAAAGAAGCCAUGGCCAGAUUUGCGGCCCUCAAGGAAGCAGCAAGCAAGAAAUACGCCGAGAAGAAGGCGCAAGACGCGAAGAAAGAGGCCGCUGCCAAAUCACCACCGCCUAAGCCAGCCAGUACUAGCAAUGUGCCUCGCACACCUUCUCCCAAGAAACCACCGCCCUACCCAACCGCCAAAACUGCCAACGAAGACGAUGCAUACUCCUUUCGCCCCUACGACCGACCACGGCGGCCAUAUGCGGCUGGCACAUCGGUGUACUCCGAGUCUUCAUAUACUCCUUCUCACUCUACUGCGCGCACAACACCUCCCCCCUCACAUCGCAGUACAUACUCCACGAAGGAUCCAGAUAAGAUCGUGAUCCAAGGUGUAUACGCUUUCAACAAUGCCUUUAUGAAGACCCCAGUGGCGCAACUUGUAUCAGGCCAGGGCAUGGUCACCGAUGGGCUGGUGCUGCGCAUCACAACCGAAGGUCUCUUCAUUGACGAUGACCUACGCGGUAUCGGCCAACGUGAGUGGGACGUCAAGGCAUGGACCCUCAAGCUAGCGGAGGUGUGGUGCCCACAGGUAAACGCUACUCAAUCCGCCAAAGCUGGGUCCAGCAACCCUUUCUCUUUCCGUCGUGGGAACAACGUUCCCACCAACGAAGAAUCAGAGGCCUUUCUUGGCAACUUGCUCAAAGUAUGCAAGAACACUUGCCGUCUGGCUUCGCCCAGUACGUGCUUCGCGCGCAGUGCGACUGCCAGCCAUGACGGUGGUCCUGUUCACCCGCCCCAGGCGGAGUCCCGUGGUUUGCAUGUUCUCCGUGCUAGUGUUCGUGACCAAGAAGGCAAAAAGUAUGUCUUUGUGUUGCAGGAUACUGAGGCCUGGAAGGUCGCCAUUGGUCUCCAGCGGCUCCGGGCUGGUGCUCUGGUCCGCGCGCUGGGUGUCUCCGCUCUUCCGGUCCCUGAAUGCAAAACUAUGCUCAGUGCUCUCGGUUAUGUUUGA
Molecule: messenger RNA, 2328 nt
Organism: Penicillium concentricum
Lineage: Eukaryota; Fungi; Ascomycota; Eurotiomycetes; Eurotiales; Aspergillaceae
Exons: 1
Coding region: 1-2328 (775 amino acids)
Biological process (GO): chromatin remodeling
Cellular component (GO): Swr1 complex
Molecular function (GO): ATP-dependent H2AZ histone chaperone activity
Source: RefSeq, a predicted model, not a curated record